Papaver somniferum (opium poppy) is the source of this 1725-nucleotide messenger RNA. RefSeq lists its product as uncharacterized. The transcript has a single exon. Bases 1 to 1725 code for a protein of 574 amino acids. The record is from RefSeq and is a predicted model, not a curated record. NCBI's taxonomy places the organism in Eukaryota, Viridiplantae, Streptophyta, Magnoliopsida, Ranunculales, Papaveraceae.
AUGGGUAACAUGGAGAGGAUGAUGCAACAAAUAGCAGCUGCCGUCAUGCCAUCAUCACACACCGAAGAUGUUGAGCAAGCAAGUGUUAUGUACCAAAAUCAAAAAACGCAGAGGUAUGAUCCGUACUCCAACACAUACAAUCCAGGUUGGCGUGAUCAUCCCAAUUUCAGCUACGCCAACAAGCAAGCUGCAGCAAAUCCUACUUUCAAUCAACAAGGAGGGUACCAAUUCAUGCAAAGACCACAACAAGAAACUCAAGGUACAAGUGUGGAUGACAAGUUUACUCUUAUGAUGCAAAGUAUGCAAGAGAUUUCAGAGACAAUGCAAGGGUUCAAUCAAUUCCAGCAGAAAUCCGAGAUGGCUAUGAGAGAGGUGCAAAACCAAGUUAGUCAAUUGGCUAAUGAUAUGAAUCAACUCAAGGCACAAGGAUCUGGAAAACUUCCUUCGCAACCACUAAAUCAUAAGGAGAAUGCCAAUGCUAUUGAGCUACGAAGUGGGAAACAAGUAGAGAAACCGACAUCAUCACUGGUGUCCAAUGAACAUGAUUUGGAGAAAGAGGAUGGUGAACCAGCCCCUAAAAAGGCUGACCCAGUAACAAAUUCUAACUCUGAAACUCGUGUUUCUACUUAUGCUACUCCUCCUCCUUUUCCUAGAAGGUUUGCAAAGUCGAACAAGGAGACAUUGUACCAAGAGAUUUGGGAGAUCUUUAAGAAGAUUGAAGUGAACAUUCCACUCAUUGAGGCGAUAAGGCAGGUUCCUCGCCAUGCAAAGUUCUUGAAGGAAUUGUGCAUUAACAAGCACAAAUUGACCGGUAAUGAGGUAAUGAGUGCGGGGGAGAAUUCUUCGGCAUAUCUUCAAAAGAAGCUCCCACCUAAGUUGAAAGAUCCCAGUAGUUUCACCAUACCAUGUACUAUUGGUAAAAUCAGUUUUGAACGUGCUUUGCUAGAUUUAGGAGCAUCCAUAAAUGUUAUGCCUGCUUCCAUUUAUGAAUCCUUGAAACUUGGUCCUCUUAAGAAUACCGGUAUUGUUAUACAACUUGCUGAUAGGUCUAAUACUUACCCUAAAGGGGUUAUUGAAGAUGUUUUGGUGCAGGUUAAUCAACUCAUAUUUCCGGCGGAUUUCUAUGUUCUUGACAUGAUGGAUGAAGAUUCACCAUCGUCUACUCCCUUGCUGUUGGGUAUACCUUUCAUGCGAACCGCAAGAACAAAGAUAGAAGUUUUCAAAGGCGCCUUAACUAUGGAAUUUGAUGAUGAGAUCAUAAGUUUCAAUAUCUUUGAGGCUAUGAGAUAUCCUAGUGAUGUGCAUUCAUGUUUUUCUAUUGAUAUUAUUGAUUCUCUAUCUCAACAGAUUUUUGAAUUGAAUGAUGAUGAUGCUUUAGAAAACACCAUAGUGGAAGGUUUAGGUUAUGGAAAAUACAAAGACCUUGAAACUGAAUUGUCUAUUUGUGAUGAACAUAAAGAGGCUAUUUUAGCUCUUAACUCAUUACAAGAAGUUCCACAAAAGUAUAAUACAUUUUAUGUUUCCUUGCCGAUUACUAAUGAGAAACUUUUACCAUCGAUCGUGCAGACACCUAUUCUUGAGCUGAAACCUCUUCCGGAUCACCUCAAGUACAUAUAUUUAGGCGAUAAGGAAGAGUUGUCGGUGAUCAUUGCCAAAGACCUUACCAAGGUGCAAGAGGAGAAACUUGUUCGAGUGCUAAGAGAGUACAAGUCUGCCAUUGGGUGA